UACAUGUCGCGCGAGUGACUAAAAACACGUGAGUUUAAACCGUAAAAUAAGUUUCAGAGGAUUUUAUUAGAUAAUUAAGAGUUUAUUUCAUAAUCUGUAGAGUGACUCGAAACAUGUUUCAGUCGCCUGAAGACAACGGGAUUUGAUCAACACUUCGCUAUAAAAAUCUGCGACAGCUAACCCUAGUACGCAGACAUAAUUAUUUAUUUAAUAUUUAUUUUAAAUUCAUCUGAAUAACAAUUAGAUGUAGAAAUUCGAAGUGUUAUACGAAUGAUCUAAUGCAGGUGUACACAAUAUUUGCUAAGGCGUUAUCAAAUGAAAAAGAAUUAUUCGAUUAUAGAUCGUGUCAUUCACGACGACGCGAGCCUUGACUCUUGUCAUGUUAUUAAAGGUUAGAUUUGACAAAUCUGCGCGUCAUAAAAAUGUUUAGUUACUCAGCUUAGGAAUGUACCAUUGAUAUUAAAAUUUAACCCUUUUAAUACAUAUUUCCAUGUGUCUACUACACAAUAUUUGUCAGUAUCGUUUACUAAAAUGAAUAAAUACUCUUAUCAAUUAAUUUGUAAAGAUGAUUAGGUUUUAAUCGUCUAGUAUCACUAUUUUAAUCAACCGAUAAUAGGCUUAAUUUUUUGACCUCUCAUUUUCUGGGUAGCAGUUAGGAAGAUGGGCGGGACACGCUUGGGUCUUGCAACACUCCUAUUAAGUGCAGUUAUAGCUCUAGGAAACACUGAGGACCUGCCAUGUCGCGCCCGAGACGUUGGCAUUGCCGGCCGCUCUAUAGUCUGCGUAUGCGACGCUACAUACUGUGACACCAUAACGAGAGAGGAACCAGCACCUGGCACAUUUGUCGCCUACACGUCGAGCGAUGCUGGACAACGGUUUGAAAAAAGCUUCGGCGUGAUUGAGACAGUCUCGAAUAGUGAAGAAAAUGUACCCGACGUAGAAAGUCCGGAACAACUAGAGGAUGAGGAUGAGGAAGAAGACAGUUUAAGACGAGUUGUAUUUAGACUGUACACGAUUGUUCGAUAUCAGUAUAUAGAAGGAUUUGGAGGGUCCAUCACUGACGCUGCAGCUAUCAACUGGCGAAAACUAUCAGAUGCAGCUCAAAUUAACUUUAUUAACUCAUAUUUUUCAAGUACCGGUUUAGAAUACAAUUUGAUACGAGUGCCUAUAGGAGGUGCAGAUUUCUCGACACACCCCUACACGUACAACGAAGAACCUUGGUACGACCAUGAGUUAUCAAAUUUUACUUUGACAUCCGAAGACUACUUUUACAAGUUGCCCAUGAUCAAGAGAAGUCAAGCGGUUGCGACAGACGAGGUGAAGAUCACGGCGAGCACCUGGUCUCCGCCGGUUUGGAUGAAAACCAACGAGAGAAUCACUGGUUUUGGAACCGUUAAACCCGAAUUUUACCAGGCAUACGCAGACUACCAUAUACGUUUCAUGGAAGAAUACGAAAAAGCUGAAGUGAAGAUAUGGGCAAUCACCACGUCGAACGAACCUAUCAACGGCUACCUUGGUGUACUAUUUGUCAACUUCAACUCCGUGGGAUGGUCACCAAGGAACCUGGGUCGUUGGGUGGCGAACAAUCUCGGACCGACAGUACGUAACUCUCGCUUCAACGACACGUUAAUUUUGGCAGUAGAUGAUCAACGAUAUAAUCUGCCUUAUUACUUGCUCGGGAUGGAACGGGAAGAUCCUAAAUCUAUUGAAUACAUUGAUGGGGCAUCAAUACAUUAUUAUGGAAACUUCAUACCUCCGAUUAUUAUGACUGCUAUACAAAACCGGUAUCCCGACAAAAUUUUACUUUCUACGGAGGCCUGUGAAGGUGCAAUGCCUUGGGACAGGGAAAAGGUUGCAAUAGGCUCAUGGGACAGGGCCCACAAAUACACACGAAGUAUUUUACAGGAUCUCAACAAUUAUGUGGUCGGUUGGAUCGACUGGAACCUUUGUUUGGAUCCAGAAGGCGGUCCAAAUUGGGCCCACAACUACGUCGACGCACCUAUUCUGGUAUACGGGGACCAGGACGAGUUCAUAAAACAGCCCAUGUUUUACGCGAUGGGUCACUUCUCAAAAUUCAUCCCAAGAGGCUCAAGGAGAAUUCAAUCUUCGCAAAGAACUAUUGUUACACUACAGAAUGCAGCUUUUUUGAAGCCUGAUGGAAAUAUCGUGAUGGUGCUACAGAACACGUAAGUUUUACAUCCUGUCCCGCCGGGGGCAGACGCAGGUGCAGAGGCACAUAUCCGUUUUGUUCCUACUUUACUACUAAUCUAAUCUACUAAGUUAGUUGCAUCAACCACAAUUGACGGACUGACCAAAGCCACUGCAGCAAUGAACUGUGAAACUACACGUACUAUAAAAAUUUGCGAACGCUUUAGCCGUGAUAGUCGGUUUGGUGCAACGGACCCUAAAUCUACUUAACUACUUUAC
Messenger RNA from Cydia pomonella (codling moth), 2427 nucleotides. Its product is annotated as lysosomal acid glucosylceramidase-like. The record is from RefSeq and is a predicted model, not a curated record. The transcript is spliced from 12 exons. The coding region runs from base 661 to 2190 and encodes 509 amino acids. Gene Ontology annotation, molecular function: glucosylceramidase activity. NCBI's taxonomy places the organism in Eukaryota, Metazoa, Arthropoda, Insecta, Lepidoptera, Tortricidae. Gene Ontology annotation, biological process: glucosylceramide catabolic process.